GAUCACAACAACAAAACAAGAUUUACUUAAUAAAAAUAGAUACACUGACACGCCAGUUUCUCAGUACAGUUAAUUUCUCACAGAAGAAGUGUUUGUUCGAGGCUCGUCUGCUCGAGGGAUGCUGCGUCUUGUAUCUCUCGUUUUAAUCUCUUCAUGUUGCGCACUUCAGAAAAAGAAUUUAAAAAAAAAUGAUCCUGCGCGCUCAUCAUUGUCAUGGAAGAUUUGUCUCAAGUGCUAUAUGCGUUCACUACUGAUUGAAGAAGACCAAGAUCAACCAUUUCAGUUCUACUUUUGUGUCGGGGUAUAACUAGUCAACUUUUUGUGCUAGUCGUAAAAAUCUAUCUUUGCAAUUGAUCUAACAUCUUGGAUCGUUAUAAUCACGGUUUUUAACUUAUCCCGGUCGUUUAUUUAUUUAACUAAUUGUUGAUAUGUAACUGCUCGCCUUUUUGAUUGAGCAAACUUUAAAAUUUCAGGGUGCUCAAUAUACCUAAGUGAAUUUUUUAGCAGAAUAUUUACGUAAAUUCAAUUUUGCGUUUUAUAAUUCACAAUGAUGUGGUGAAAGUUCUAAGUGAAAUUUAGCAGAUUUGGCUGUGAAGAAGUUUACGGAUGAUGCGAGUACGAAAUAAAGAAUGAUGUAUACUGAGUUAUAAUAUGUACAUAUAUAUUUUGAAUUGGAAAAGCGGAAAAUUAUUGCAUACAUUUUUUUGGCACAGCAGUCGAUUUUGUUCGUGGCAUGCGUCUACCUAUAGACAGAAGUAUCUAAUUGUAGUAAAAUUAAUAUUACAACGGAAAAGUUCAGUGUGGAAGUGUCAUAAACAUGUAUAGUAAACCUGUUACUCAAAGUUAGAAACAUCAAAGUUAAUACUAUCGUCGUUAAUAGUAACCAAAUCGGAUAUGGAUUUCAAAUGCAAGAACAAUGCUUUCGUUCUUUUACGAAUAUUUUCUACAGACUUUUCAGUUUAGAGUUUCUUUCAAUUUAAACAGUGCAAAACGAAGUUUUGAUGAUGUUUUUUAGACUUUUAAAAAUGUUUUAAUGUUUUAAAGCUUUCGAAAAUAAUCUACAAACACUUUCUAAAACUUAAUAUCAGUCAAAAUAAAAGCUCACAAUAGUGCAGCUUUACUCAAAAAAAUCAUUAAUUCAUACAAAUCGACGUUAUAGUGUCAAGUUUUUGUGAAUACUAUCUUUCGACACUAUGCCACUGUAUCAUCUUAUGGUCUUUUGGUUUUUUAUGCCUAAUCUAACAUACGGACAGCGUCCGCUCUUCAAUCACACAGCUAAUUCACUCUCGCACAAUGGCCAUGCUUUGGGACAAAAACUUCGCAAUAGCGGCGUUAUUCGAGAUCCUAUACAUUUGCAAACAACUCAAACAACAUUACUUCAUCCUCCAGCUAGUCAACUAAUCUUCGAUGAUUUGCAAAAUUUGGGGAGCACGAGGCUCCCGCCAGGACGAAGAGGAAAUCGUCGAAGAGAUCAAGUACUAUAUCAACAACGGCCGCAAAACCAACAAAGACCAUCUACAUUCGAUUCAUUACGCAAGGAAUUGAUGAAACCUGACCUAUCGUCCGCGUAUUCAUCGUACUCACAGGUUGCAUCGGUUGGAAAUAUAGGAGGUGUCGGUGUUACAGGUGCUGGAACUUCUAGCAGAUUCUCUGAAAUUAAUCAACUUGCUCCAAUGUACUCGACACGAAUACCACCGCCAUCGUCGGUGGACAAUAGACCAACAAGACUGCGGGGCAGAAAAAAUAGCUCCAUGAAUGAAAUUUUCAAUUUAGCUUACAACCAGCGACACCAGCAAGAUGCCGAACGCCAAAGUGAUGAUCCGGCGAAUGGAGCCAGUGAUGAUAUCAUUGACGGUGUAUACGCCAAUCCAAUGAAACAAAUUAAAGAGCGCAUUAUGUCGGCCCCAUACAAUGCUUAUGAGCCACAAACUGAAUUGACACAAUCAUCAGAAAUGGAAGAUCUACUAGGCGUCAAGUGCAACUUUGAAACCCCUUGCGCUUGGAAAUGGAAUGAAAACCUCGCCGAUGGUUUCCAAAUAAUAACAGGAACUGACUUAUCUAAGCAAAAUAUGACUGGAGUAAUGCCAGGUCCUGUUGCAGAUUCAAAAGGAGAUGCCAAUGGACACUUUCUAUAUGCACGUCUUUCAUCGAGCACUGAACAAGUUAAUCUCACCUCACCACAAUUCAGUACUACAAUGGAUAAAUGCCAACUUGAAGUCUAUAUACAUCAGAGUGAUAUGAGUCAUGGCCUAUCAAGAAUAGUUGUCGAGCCCCUACACUCUACUGAAAGUCCGUGGGUACCAACCGAGCUGGCUGGCAAUAACUUCCGACACUGGGAACACCAGGUCUACCGUAUUGGACGCAUAACACGUGAUUUUCGAAUUGCCUUUGAAAUCGUUCCUAGACUAAGUGAUUCACAACGGGCUCACGUGGCCAUCGAUAACUUAAGGAUGGUGAAUUGCUUCCCAGAAGGAACUAAGAGCGAAAAAUGCAGCACCUCACAGGUGAAAUGCAUGAUGAAUAAGGUUCCUGUGUGUAUUCCUCUUCCAAGGAUUUGUGACAUAAAUCGUGAUUGUGAUGAUGCAGAAGAUGAAUUGCAAAAUUGUGACAAAAUACCAUAUGGAGGAAGAUGCGAUUUUGAAAGCGGUUGGUGUGGUUGGCGUGAUUCGGGCAAGACUGUUCUUGCUUGGUCACGUUACACAGGAUCAUCACCCACACAUGACACUGGUCCUGAUAGUGACCAUACAUACCAGCAUUUAAUGAAUUCCACUGGUUAUUACAUGCUUGUUGACAUGAAUCAGCACAUCAACAAUUCCGAAAAAGGAUCGUUAAUAGGUUUUGCUAGUAAUGCUAUUAUGAUUAGUAAAACGUUCAACCCGCCACCAUUAGUACAUGGUGAUGCAAAUUCGCCCUACCGUAAUUCCUGUGUUGUUCGGUUUUACAUUCAUCAAUUUGGUAAAAAUCCAGGUAGUAUAAACUUAUCUGUCGUCGAGAUGAAAGAAAAAGAAAAUAUAACAACGACUCUUUGGUGGAGCACAAAAAAUCAAGGAAUUGAUUGGUUGCGAUCAGAAUAUGUUCUUCCGAACAUUACUUCAAAAUACUAUCUUCAAUUUGAAGCAAGAAUGGGAAUGCGAAUAUUUUCUGAUGUUGCAAUGGAUGAUUUUUCACUAAGUCCAGAGUGUUUUGGUCUAAACAUACCGAAGGAGUAUCUGAAUGGCUAUGACUACUGGGAUGUGCGGUACAAUAUGAAGAGCCCUUCGCAUUCUGACUUUGAAUAUAAACCAUAUAUGGAACUGACUACGUGCAAUACGCGAGGAAUGAUAGGACCGACAGCUUCACAGUGUGAGGCUUUUUAUAAGGAACACAAUAAAUCCCAUAUCCUGAAGGAAGUUCGUGUUGUAGAAGAUCAAAGCACAUAUAAGGGAAUGCAAAAAUGGAAAGUUCCGAACGAAGGUCAUUAUACAAUUAUUGCAAAAGGAGCCAGUGGUGGUCUAGGUUCAGGUGGCGUUGGAUCUUCCCGAGGUGCUAUGGCGGUAUCAGUUUUAGAAUUACAUAAAAAUGAAGAGCUGUACAUUUUGGUUGGGCAACAAGGUGAAAAUGCCUGCAUAAAAUCGUUGACUUUCAAAGAUGAAGGCUGUCGCUCUGAUAGUGAAAUAAACGAUGAUUUAAGCAGAUAUAGCUUCAAUUCAAAAGCUUAUAUGGUAAAGAAUAUUGUCAUUGAAAAUGGAGCUGGAGGAGGUGGCGGUGGAUCUUUUGUAUUUCUGUUAAAUUCCGCCAAAAAUGAAGCAGUACCACUAAUAGUUGCUGGUGGUGGUGGAGGACUCGGAAUAGGAAGAUAUAUUGAUGAAGAUUUUCAACAUGGACAACCACCUAAUCCAAUGAGACCAGGUGCAUCUGGACAAAUCCACGGUGAAAGCAUAAACCAACGAACUGCUGGCCCAGGUGGUGGAUGGAGAGCAAAAGAAGACACCGCCCUCAGUCCACGAUAUGGAGCCCCCCUCUUACAAGGUGGGCGAGGUGGACUUUCUUGUUACGCUGAAGGGCAGGAGAGUCGUAAUGGCCAAGUUAAUACCCAUGGUCAAGGUGGUUUCGGAGGAGGCGGUGGAGGAUGUAAUACUGGAGGUGGUGGAGGUGGUUACGCUGGCGGUGACGUUUAUUUAAACGAAUCAAAUGGAGAAGGUGGAACUUCUUAUAUUAACACAGCACGCAGUUUAAAGGGCCUCAAUAUCAUUUAUGAGGGUGCCAACAGUGGAGCUGGUUCAGUUAUUAUCAUCCCGGCAAUUGAGGGAUGUGGUUGUGACUACCGCUGUAUUGCUUUAGAUGAAUUUCGGGCUCAAACUCAGUGUAUCUGUCCUGAUGGUUGGCACCUUAAAAAGGAUAAUAGUACCGCUUGUGAAAUGAAAGCCGAUGAUCGUAUACCAAUGCACUAUUUAGUAACACUCUUUUUAGUUCUUAUUGUAAUGUUAGGAACUGCAUUGAGUUCAUUGAUAUUAAUUUUAUAUAACCGAUAUCAAAGACAAAAACAGGCUUCAAUCCGUCAUAAAAUGUUGAUGGAGCAAGAUCUUCAACUAAGUCGUCUUAGACAUACCACUGACGAUCCGGCAUUACCAAAUUUCAACCCAAAUUAUGGUUGUGACGGCCUCCUGAAUGGUAGCGUAGAGGUUAAGAGUCUUCCGCAAGUUGCUCGAGAAAGCUUGCGCUUGGUGAAAGCCCUAGGUCAAGGUGCAUUUGGUGAAGUUUACCAAGGUCUAUACAGACACCGCGAUGGAGAUGCAGUGGAGAUGCCAGUAGCUGUCAAAACACUACCCGAGAUGUCGACCGGUCAAGCCGAAGCUGAUUUCCUUAUGGAAGCUGCAAUCAUGGCCAAAUUUAAUCAUGCUAAUAUAGUUCAUCUUAUCGGAGUAUGCUUUGAUCGACACCCACGGUUUAUAAUCCUUGAAUUGCUGGCUGGGGGAGAUUUAAAAAUUUUCCUUCGUGAAGGGCGAAACAAACCAGAGCGCCCUUCGCCAUUAAUAAUGAAAGAUUUGAUAUAUUGUGCACUGGACGUAGCCAAAGGAUGUCGGUAUAUGGAAAGUAAGCGUUUUAUACAUCGUGACAUUGCAGCGAGGAACUGCCUCCUCAGUAGUAAGGGUCCUGGGCGAGUAGUUAAAAUUGCUGAUUUUGGUAUGGCAAGAGAUAUAUAUCGAAGUGAUUACUAUCGAAAGGGUGGAAAAGCUAUGCUUCCGAUCAAAUGGAUGCCACCUGAAGCUUUCCUUGAUGGAAUUUUUACAUCAAAGACAGAUGUUUGGUCAUUUGGUGUACUUCUUUGGGAGGUCUUUAGUUUGGGACUAAUGCCAUACACUGGACUACAAAAUAGAGAUGUUAUGCACUUAGUGACUAAUGGUGGUCGUUUAGAUGCACCACCUGGUUGUCCAGCAAUAAUUUAUAGGCUAAUGGCUGAAUGCUGGAAUCCUACUCCAGAGGAGCGACCCUCAUUUUCGAAUAUUCUCGAAAGACUGAGCAUUUGCGUACAGGACGAAGAUAUGCUUAAUUUGCCCUUACCAAGCAUAUUCCGACCACCGUCGGCAGAGAACGAUCAAACUAUAAUGCGCCCACCUGGUAACGACGAUUUUUGUCUUCAAGUACCGCACUCAUCGGACUAUCUAAUACCGCUUCCUGGCCCUCGUUCUAUUACUGAUCGACUUUUACAAGAAACAACAGGUGUAACUAUUAUCGAAAGCAUGGCCACAUGUACGCCACCUGUCGUCACAUCUCCGUCUGCACCAGUGAAUGCUGACGAAAAUGGCUGCUGGGAAACAUCUUUCAUAAUGCCAAACUCCAAGAGCGAUCAACCAUUGCUAUCUUCAUCGCAUGAUUCAAAACUGAGCAUGAACGGCAUGGAAGAGGGAUCCGUAGUGGUCAAUCACAAUCACAACAAUCAUCAGCUCAAUUCACAGAGCAAAAGCCAAAGUAACAACAAUAUUCACCGAUCGUCGCCUCAAUCGACGUCGACAACAACACACAAUAGCAAUGACGACGAUGACGACGGACCUAAAUUAAUAAGUCUGGACACACCACAACCUACUCCGACAACAAUCAAGCCACCAUUAUCAUUUACACAGCUGGACGGAAUUACACUUGAUCCAUCAACUCUUACCAAGGGCAUGCAACUUAAUAAUUCAGCAGCCACAAAACAGUCCUAUGCCAAUAUACAAAUGGUAAACUCCGUCAAGUCUGAUGUACCCCCAGAAAAGAUGAACGGAUCUAUUGUUGGCAGCACGCCAAACAAUUACGAUCCUAAUGCAAUGUCAAACCACUCCAUGAACGGAAGUGCAGCGCCUCCGUUCACGAUACAGGGGUUCAAUGACCGGUAUAAUUUGAGUAAGGAUAACCAUUCCGAGAUAAGUUGUUGAAAAAAAGAUACAAUAUUAAGACAUACAAACAAAUUAUUAAGGCUUAAUGGAGGAAUGUUGUGAGUAAUAGGUUUAUAAGCUGAAUAACAAAAAAACAAAAUUAUUUAUUAGUACACAACUUUUGAGUGAGAAAGAGAAAAUAUUUAAAAUUAUAAAAAAAAAACAAAAAGCAAAUUUAAAAAGAACAUAAAAAACAUGACAAGUUGAAAGAAUGGAUAUUUUCAAAAGCUAAACUAAAAAUAAAACUUAAUUUAAUUGCUCAUUUUUAUAUUUCAUCCGAGAUUAAACGCCCAAGCUAAUAAAAUGAGUGAUUAAAAAGUGAAAAAAACAGGACUAGUUUUAUAUUAAAGCAAACAUUUUUCUAUUGGGUUUUUGACAGUAAAAAAUUCUUAGGAAUCUUCUCUAUAGCCGUGCUUUUUAUUGGUACUCAGUAUUUUAUUGAGUAAACAUUUUAUGCUGUAAACCAGUGUUUUGCAAAGUGUGGGUUGCGACCCCCAGGAUGUCCAACAUGGAAGAGAAUGUGACUUCACAUAGACACACACUUAUGAAGUGGCGAAAGGCACUUAUAACCGAAAGGCUUCGUUUGCCAGCUCAGAAUACUAUCCAUUUUUAGCAUGCCAUCUGCAGCUUUAUCUAAGAUUUUCUUUCAGUUUUACGGACGGAAGAUGAACAAGUUCAACCGAAUUAUUGAAAAAAGGAUUUGAAAGCCAUCUUAGUUCCAUUUUCACUUUCAGAAUUCAUUUCUGGAACGUAACUCAAUAGUUUCAUCUCCAAAUUUAAUAAACUCUGCACGAUGAGAGAAAUUUGGGAACUAAUAAAUAUUGAUUCUUCCGAUGAAUUUUCUUUAAGAAUUUUUUGAACUAAAAGAAUGAAAUUUGUUUGCUUGUGGAGACACGGACCAUAACCGAAGUUUUCCGAGAAAUACCUAUUCUGAUUUUGUAUAUAUGCAAUAUGUUUUCCUCUCUUCCUUAGAGACUCUUAUUUUUGAUGUUUAAGUGGUCAAAAAGAUCAGCGAGAAAUGAUAAUUUUAGAAGCCAAAAAGUUGGUUUAAAAAAAUAUUUGUUAGGAACAAAAUGGUAUUUUACUCUCUUGGGAGUAGAACCCAGACCUGGGGUCAAACUACGGCAUACGUUCGUUAACGUAUGGUUGCUAUGUGUCCCUAUUUGUUUCUACUGAUUAAAUAGAGAGAGAAAUAGUCAAAACGUUAACGUAUGAUCGUAAUCGUGUGCGGUAGUUCGACCCCUGAUCUAUUGAUUCUAUAUACGUAUGGCUGUCUUAAAAUGGACUUGGCGUCAUAUGACUUGGCCUUUAAGAUGAAAUUGCAAUCACACUGCUAAUAGGGUCUUGCGAUUUAAAAAAAACUUCUUGAUAGUUGAAUGGAAAACUGAAGCUAUGUAGACCAGGAGCCUAUUUCUCGUCAAGCUACAUUUACUACAUCAACUACAUCAACGACUUUAAACUUCAAUAUCUCCAUACCAUUUGACCUCAAGGAUAAAAUUUUAGUAUUUUUGAAUUUUUCCGACCACAAACAAUAUUUCCCUAUAUUGAAUGGAGCUUUACUAUUUUAAGGUCGUCGAUGUAGUAAAUAUAGCUGAUGUAGUUUGUCGAGAAACAGCCCCCAUGUAACAAAUGUAUAGGUUUAAAAAAUGUAAUUAAGUGUUUGACUAAUUGUAUAGAUCAUUUGAAACAUUCGACUUUAGCGAGGUAUCCGCCGGAGCGGAAAAUUCUCGGAUUUCAUACGGAUCAUGCUUUGAAGUGUACUUUCGACAGGUGUAUUCGUAUGAAUUCGGACAAAUUUCCGCUUCAACGGAUAAUAACUCGCUAGGACCGAUUGAAUCAGAUCGAUAUUUGGAAUUACCUACGCUCAUUGCACUAGUCACAAGUAAAGUUUUAAAAAAUAAAAGAAAUCAAUAUAAUGGCUGAUAGAGCUAUAUUGUACACAAAAAGAAGUAAAUACUUGUACUAGAGAGAAAAAUAUAAACUAUUUUUGAUAGGUAUGCACAAAAUGUUUAUAGAAAAUGUUCAAUAAUAAGUACCUAUAUUAUUUCAACAAUUUUGUGCAUAUCUGAAAAGAAAAUUGUAACACAAAAUGAAGUUUGACGUUUCAAUUACAAUCAAUAACCAAAUGAUAAUACGAUUCCAGGGCUUAUAGUAGGUACUGCCUUCCUCGGCAGGAAAACUUUAACCCCGACACUCGCCGCUUGACCGGACUUUGCUUAGCCGGAAAAUGAUUGGGGUUGGGGGGGGGGGGGGGGGGGUGUAAUUUAAAUAAAAAGAGUAUUGGGUGUUAUGCAAAAAAAUAGUAAAUGCUUCUGGAUCAGAGUAUGAAAAUUUUUAUCCACAUUCUGUUGAUAUCAAAAAUAGUUUAUAUUUGUGAAUCUACUACCUACAAGUUUUUUUACUUUUCAUAUCAAGCACUUCUUUAUUUUGUAAAACAAGUCUGUAUGAGCUUCAAAAACUUAUGAGUUAUGACGAUUGCACUUGGCAAUACAUUGUUUAUUUUUAAAAAUAUCCAAACUUAAAAUCUUGUUUUUGGUACAAAUGAACAAGAGCAAUGUAUACAAAAUAUUUGAAUGAGCUGAAAUAUGCUUUAAGUAUAUUUCUUUAAGAUUAAGUAUGAAAUGAAUAAAACAUAUUCUUUGUUCUGAGUUUAUAAAAAAAUAUAAUAAUUAUAAUAAUAUUUUCAUUGUGAAUGUCAAUAUCUGUUGUGUAAAAUAAAAUAAAAGAAAAUAAAGAAAAUAAGAAUAAUUAAAAAAAAAUAUGUAAUACAAUAAAAUAAAUAAUUGUAUUUAAUAUAAAAAUGUAAAAAAAAAGAACAAAAUACUUGAAUAUAAGAAAUCAAUAUGAUGAAACAUAGUUUUAGAGUGUUAAUUAAAUAUAUAUCUUUAUUUAAAAAUAGUUCUAUGGUAAGGUAAGAAGUUUAUUAUUUAUUUUUUUUUUAUUAAUGAUGGAAGUACAACAAGAAGAAGCUCAAAAACAUAAUAUUUAUUAUUAAACGAGUUUAUGAUUAAAAAUUUAAUUUUUUGUUUGAAUUUUACAAUAAUGAUAACUUGGUCAUGUAAUCAGUUGCAAGUGCUUAACUUUCUUGGGUUUGAGUCUCCCAAAAAAGUUAAUAAACAAAGGAGUUGUUAAGAAUAGAAUUAUGAACAAAUUCAUUGGUUGUGAACACAUUAGCCGGGGGACAGUGUACAGAGUUGAGAAGAGAUUUUAUUCCGCUUGGCUGGACUUUAUUACGCUAUCUCUACUUUAAAUGAAAGUACAUCAAAAAAUUGUUUAUAUUAAUAGCAGUAUUUUUGAAUUUGCCUGAAGACAGUGAAGCGGUCAUAAAAUGAAAGAGCUAAGUUACAUUUUCAAAAAUACAGCUUUUAAAUUUAAUUUUAUCCUUAAUACUAGGCCUGCGCAACCAUUGAGAUUAGAUUGAAGGUCUAAAAGGAACCCAGAAAAGUUCUUAUUCGAUAGAAACUUAACAUACAAGCUCUUCAUCUUAAGAAAAAAAGUAAAAUUUCAAAAAAUGUCCAUAGAACAAUUAUCUUCGAAGCACUUUAACUUUUUUUUGUUUCUCAAGUUAUCGAGUCUAGAAUAUUGGAAAUUUAAUUUAAUAGCCUCUAUUUGCUAUUUCACAAAUAAUUAUCUUAAUCCGAAUGUCAAAUCGAUUAGGAAAUUUCAUUUGACAUUCGAAGUAAGAUACAUUAUUACAUACAUAUAUGUACCUACAUAAUUCGCUAUAUUAUUUACAUAUUAACUUAUAUGCUUGCUAGGAAUACAACAGCAGAUUAUAAUGAAACGAGAAGAUGAUGGUGAUGUCACUAUAACUUUUAACUAACUUUUUAGUGCUAAACGUUUCUGAAACUGCCGGCCCAUUGUUAAAAGAAAAUAGUUGUUGAAUACUGAUAGAACCUAAACACUUGAUACGAGUAAUUUACGAAACUUUCAGAUUGUUUUGCUCAUUUAUUUUAUCAGAUUAUUUAAAACUACGAUGCUUAACAGAAAAGAAG
Messenger RNA from Episyrphus balteatus (marmalade hoverfly), 10387 nucleotides. RefSeq names its product tyrosine-protein kinase receptor (gene Alk). Gene Ontology annotation, biological process: protein phosphorylation; regulation of neuron differentiation; multicellular organism development. NCBI's taxonomy places the organism in Eukaryota, Metazoa, Arthropoda, Insecta, Diptera, Syrphidae. The record is from RefSeq and is a predicted model, not a curated record. The transcript has 13 exons. Gene Ontology annotation, cellular component: signaling receptor complex; membrane. Gene Ontology annotation, molecular function: protein binding; transmembrane receptor protein tyrosine kinase activity; ATP binding. Bases 1194 to 6392 code for a protein of 1732 amino acids.